Molecule: messenger RNA, 2748 nt
Organism: Tripterygium wilfordii
Lineage: Eukaryota; Viridiplantae; Streptophyta; Magnoliopsida; Celastrales; Celastraceae
Product: mitogen-activated protein kinase kinase kinase 5-like
Exons: 11
Coding region: 207-2291 (694 amino acids)
Biological process (GO): protein phosphorylation
Molecular function (GO): protein kinase activity; ATP binding
Source: RefSeq, a predicted model, not a curated record
AAUAAAGACCUCUCAACCAUGGAGACAGCCUUCCCGUUUGGCGUGGGAGUACGUUGUAAACCGCGUUGGUGUCUUCAACGACCCGACUCGGGACUCAACUAUACCACCUCCUCCUCCUCUUCCUUUUCAUGACUUUAUUAGAUUUUCCUUCGUUUUCUUUCUUUCCAAACAACAGAAUAAGUUUCAAACUAUGAUUGUUUCUCGCGAUGCGUUGGCUUCAAAACAUAUCCUUCUCAUCGUCGUCCCCUUCCACCUCAUUCAAAUCCUCUUCGAAAACCGAUGGUUGCGACGCUGCCUCCCUUGAUUUGAGGAAGAGCAAUUCCUGGGAGGAUCAGCGUCAACGUCGCUUUCACCGUCGUGGUCGUCGGAUCGGAGUUGGUGGUCCCACGCUAACCCGCGCCAGGAAGCUCCGCUAUUUGACCGACUACGACGUUGCCGCGUCGUCCUCAUUAAGGUCGCCUGCCUCCGACGCGCCCCAUUUUGCUGCACUUUCGCGGUCGGUGAGCAGCUACGACCACGCCUCUACCUCGAAGUGUUGUUCAGUCGUGGCGGUGCCGUUGCCGUUGCCCCUGCCAGAGGGGAGACCCGAUUUAGCGGACGGGGAAGGGCGGUUGCGGGCUGGGCGUGGGAGAGGCGUGGAGGAGAGGGAGCGUGACGGGGUUCGAGAUAGAGGCAAAGAAAGGGAUAGAACUAAUGAGGGAGUGUUAUCAAAUUCUCCAAUUUCCAGCGUACUUGCUGCCCGAGACAAGAAGACGAAGGAGUACUCAGAGUUGAGGCCAUCUAGGAUUGUGAACCCAGAUUUGAACUCAGAAAGUUAUCGGGAAAAAUUUGGUCUUGUUGCUCCUGCUAGGAGUGUUCCUAAUAGUCCAUAUGCUAGUCCUAUACUUAGCCCACAGAGAAAAAGUAGUGCUGAUUUGUUUUCAUACCAUAACAUGGCUCCCAAAGCAAAUCAAGUCUGGUCUGCUCCGGAGAUGCUAAAUGUAGAUACUUCAGGGCUCCCUUCCCCUGCAUUCUUUGAUCACACUGCAUUUAGUACUGAUAGUUCUCCCCUUCUCAGUCCAUCGAAUAGAAGUCCCCGAAGAAACCUCAGAAGCCCUAGUAGAUCUACAUCCCCUUUUCAUACCAGAUUGUCACUUGAUACCUCGGCUCCGCAAUGGGAAGGGAGUGGUCAUACUGAAGUUCACCGAUUACCUCUUCCUCCAGGAGCAGCAUUGCCUUCCCCAACUGCUCCCAUGUCUCAAGCUGUGGGUAAAGCAGAGUCAUUGCCAAUGAAUUGCCAUUGGCAGAAAGGGAAGCUUAUUGGACGUGGUACAUUUGGAAGUGUUUAUGUCGCUAGCAAUCGAGAAACUGGGGCAUUAUGUGCGAUGAAGGAAGUCGAAUUGUUUCCUGAUGACCCCAAAUCUGCAGAGUGUAUAAGACAAUUGGAACAGGAAAUUAAAGUUCUCAGUAAGCUGAAGCAUCCAAACAUAGUGCAGUAUUAUGGUAGUGAAAUAGUUGAUGACCGCUUCUACAUAUAUUUGGAGUUUGUGCACCCUGGUUCAAUCAAUAAAUAUUUUCGUGAACAUUGUGGAGCCAUAACGGAAUCCGUUGUUCGAAAUUUUACUCGUCAUAUUCUCUCUGGGUUGGCUUACCUUCAUAGCACGAAGACAAUACACAGGGACAUUAAAGGAGCUAACUUGCUUGUUGAUGCCGCUGGAGUUGUCAAGCUUGCAGACUUUGGGAUGGCAAAACAUCUCACGGGAGCAGCAGCUAAUCUCUCCUUGAAGGGAAGUCCAUAUUGGAUGGCUCCAGAGCUCAUGCAGGCCGUGAUGCAGAGAGAUACUAACUCAGAUCUUGCAUUUGCUAUUGAUAUUUGGAGUUUGGGUUGUACGAUCAUUGAAAUGCUCACUGGAAAACCACCUUGGAGUGAGUUCGAAGGGGCAGCAGCUAUGUUCAAAGUUAUGAAGGACACUCCAGCAAUACCUGAAAAUUUGUCGCCCGAGGGCAAGGAUUUCCUGCAUUGUUGCUUUCGAAGAAAUCCUGCUGAGAGGCCAACUGCUAGCAUGCUACUAGAACACCGAUUCUUGAAAAGCCUGAACCUGGAUGUCACCGAGUCAUUGAACGGGAUGAAAUUGAUGGAGAAAUCCUAUAGUCCAAGAGAGCAAACUGAAGUCAAGCUUGAUCUGUCGCCAUUAAGUUCGAGCUUACGUAGUUCAAGUAAAAUGGUGGCUUCCAACAGCUCGAGCUUCAAGCAGCAUUCUUGUACUGCGGCAAGACUGACCGAUGAUCUCACCAUGAAACUUCCUGCUUGACAUUUGGUACAGAAAUUAUUUAUUGCUGACCUUUGAGUCACUUCCUAAGUUUAUCUACUCUCCACCAAGUUGACAGUCCAUGUCAUGCCAGUUCUGCAUUUAUUUCCCGCCCGACCGGUGAUGGACUGCCAUCCCCGAUAACAGGGAAGAUGGAUUUUGCUUUUGCCGCUCGUUUCCCUCGCAUGCCGGUAGAACGGUUCAAAUAUAGUCACUCAAUUGCUGACCUUAUUUGGUGCUCUAGUAUGAGGCUAGCUGCAGGUGCCUGUUCUCUUCUUGGCAAUUAACCACCUUGGAAAGUUUAGAAAAAUAGGUUUUUGUAUAAUUUAUCACUAAUUUAGAGCUUCUGGCUUCUCAGUCGCAUGUAAAUUUCAUUCCGCCAAAAUGCACAUUAGCAAUCUAAAAUUCAUGAUGCAGUUUGGGAGGAUUUGAUUAUUAAAAGAGUUUUUUUUUUUUUUUU